This is a messenger RNA of Xiphophorus maculatus (southern platyfish), 3274 nucleotides long. It is a transcript of the gene sec14l7, whose product is annotated as SEC14-like protein 2. Gene Ontology annotation, cellular component: cytoplasm. The coding region runs from base 80 to 1294 and encodes 404 amino acids. Lineage: Eukaryota; Metazoa; Chordata; Actinopteri; Cyprinodontiformes; Poeciliidae. The transcript has 13 exons. The record is from RefSeq and is a predicted model, not a curated record.
CAAAGAUCCACCAUCGUCUGGCUCUCAUUCACAGACGGCAGCAGCAGCAGGGCUGUCGGAGCGACGCUUCAGCCGAGACAUGAGCGGACGAGUCGGAGACCUGAGCCCCAAGCAGGCCAAGACCCUCACUGAGUUUCGGGAGAGGAUUCAAGAUGUCCUCCCCAGCCUGCCAGCUCAGCAUGACCACUACCUCCUCCGCUGGCUCCGAGCUCGUAACUUCCAUCUUCAGAAAUCAGAGAACAUGAUCAGGAAGCAUGUGGAGUUCAGGAAGCAGAUGAAAGUGGACACCAUCAUAACUGACUGGAAGCCUCCAGAGGUGAUCGAGAAGUACGUAUCCGGUGGGAUGUGCGGCUAUGACCGAGAGGGGAGUCCCAUCUGGUACGAUGUGAUCGGCCCUCUGGACCCCAAAGGCCUGCUGCUGUCAGCCACCAAACAGGACUUCCUGAAGACGAAGAUCAGACACAUCGAGAUGCUGCAGCGGGAGUGUCGGAGGCAGUCUGAGAAGCUGGGGAAGAACAUAGAGUCCAUCACUCUGAUUUAUGACUGCGAAGGACUUGGACUGAAGCACAUUUGGAAACCCGCUAUUGAGACUUACGGAGAGAUCCUCACCAUGUAUGAAGACAACUACCCUGAGGGGCUAAAGAGGGUGCUUCUCAUUAAAGCUCCUAAAAUGUUUCCGAUGGCCUACAACCUGAUCAAACACUUUCUGUGUGAGGAAACGCGACGGAAAAUCGUGGUUUUAGGAAGUAGCUGGCAGGAAGCGCUGCGCAAGCACAUCGACCCGGACCAGCUUCCUGUGGUGUACGGAGGAACCCUGACCGACCCCGACGGAGACCCUCGCUGCAGAACCAUGAUCAACUACGGCGGGAACGUUCCCAAGUCUUACUACGUGCUGGAGUCGCUGAAGGUUCAGUACGACAGCAGCGUCACCAUCAGCCGCGGAUCAAGCUUGCAGCUGGAGUAUGACGUCGCUGCCCCCAGCAGCCUCCUCAGGUGGCAGUUUGCCAGCGAUGGAGCAGACAUCGGGUUUGGAGUGUACCGCCGUACCAAGGACAGCAGGAGUCAGAAGGUAGCCGAGAUGAUGCAGGUUCUUCCUAGCGAGCGGUACAACGCCCACCUGGUCCCAGAAGACAGCUGCCUCACCUGCUCAGAGCCAGGAGUCUACGUGCUGUGUUUUGACAACAGCUACAGCGUCCUCCAGUCCAAGAAGGUUAGCUACAACGUGGAGGUGAUUCCUCCUGCGGAUGAACAGCUGCAGACUCCGUGCGGCAGAGGGGACGUGAGGCUGCAGUGAGGACACGCAAACAUUACAUCUCACAUUUUGGUCACCUCGCUGCCUCACGACUACUGGAUUUAACCUCAGCGUCUCUCAGUGCACUGCGUGUUAGUUCUUAAUUGUUUGGAGCCUUAAUUGUAAAGCUGAUUAAUGCGAGGAUGAGAAGCAGUACUGUGAAUGCAGUGUACUGAAACUGUCCCAAAAUGAUUCAGAACUGAACCACAGAGGUCAGUUCAAGCAGUCCAGCAGAGAUUCCAUAGUUAUCAAAGUAUGCAUUGCUUUUACUAAAGUGUGAUAAAUUUACAUUUUAAUGAAUAAUGAUAAUUUUUUCAGAUUAUAUUUAUUUUUGGAUCAAUUUCCUGCAAGAUUUGCUAGAUCAUGAACACAACUCAUGCAGUCUAUACUGCCAUCUACAGGCCAGUUUUGGGUGAUCCAACGUCACCAGUAACAGCUUCCUCUCACCACCUGGUUGUGUUUUCAGCACUUUGCUGAACUUUGUUGAGUUCUACUUUUAAAGUUAAUGUGCGUAACAGUAGGACCUGUCCUCUUCACCAGUGGUGGGGCUAGAAAUUGCCCGUUGCUCACUCAGGAGUGGCGAACCACUGAGUGGCGUCGGAGUUCAGAGCACAUCAUCAGUAUUUUCCAAACUCAAUUCAAAUGCAAUUCAAAAAUACUGUAUUGAUUCCAAAGGGAAAUUAGAUUAAUUUACUGUAGACAAAAUGUAUUUUCUUAAGAUGAAAAAAUGUAUGAAUGUAUUCAUAAAUUUAUGCUCUCUAAUCAUAUUUCACUGCUGCCACCAGAUGUUUUGGAGGUGAACUGCAGCUGUGGUCGAUAGCAGGUUACUCUCUGGCUCCGCCCCUUCUCUUCAUACCUUCUACCCACCAUUUCCAGACAGUAAACCAAUCUGGAAUGUGAGGUAAAGAAAAUGAGGUGUGUGUGAGGGGAAAGUGAUCUCAUGUCUCGGUUUCUUCUGAAGUCGGAAUCUGUGCAGUAAAACGAGGAUUCCCACAGAUGCUGAAUCACUUUUUUUUUUCUCGACUUGUGGCCUAGAGUCACAAAUGUGUACUAACCCCAGUAUUACCCUGGAAACCAGCUCUCUCCCUGGUCUUUUACCAUAAGGGACAGGAGUUCCUCCACAUGGGAAGGAGUCUGCUGAAGUGGAUUCCACUGGGAGGAAUCCUCAGUCCCAGAAUCCCAUGCAGUUGAACUAGAUAUUAACCAAUUCUUUGCAAAUGAAUUUGUAAGAUUUUUUUUUGUUGUCACUAUUUGACCUAGAAUCAGACUUAACUCGUCCUCUGAGUUACAAAUGUUUUUGUGUUUGUCAAAAAUGACAAAAAUUAGACAUUUUUUAAAAACUUUUAUUCAAAUUCAGACCUGUACAUUUCCUCAGUAUUAAGUAGAAUUUUCUUAUGAAUUAGGUUAAAUGUUUUUGGAUAUUCUUCCAUAAGAUCAGGGCUUAGUGAUGGCUUUUUGUCAUUCUUAAGCCCUUCUGUGCUUGUGAUCGGUGUUUGUUUGCAAUACCCACUUUCAUCCAAGCUUAAAGCUCCUGACUGACGUCAUGAGAUGUUAUGGUACCACCUACAGUAUUGUGUACAGUGCACCAGCCUGUAGAGGGAAAUCCUUCCCCAACAUGCUGCUGACACCUCCUUUCUUCCCAGUUUCUGUGAAGAAACACUAGAUUUUAUGUACCAAAACAUGUUCUUCUGGAGAGAAUCCAUCUGAUUUCUGAAAAGACUAUUUGAAUUUUUCCCAGCUGUUCACAUUUGGAUAGAAUUGUUUGAAAAGAUAAAUGCAUCUCCUAGAGUCUUUUGGGGAUUGUACCCAUCUUAGCUGACUUUUCCCCCGAUGAUGUCAAGCAAGGAAGCCGUCUGCAUAAAGCGUUGCCUUAACACAUAUUCACCGAGUGAGAAUAAGUGAUUAUUCAUAUUUUUAAGUAAUGUAAAUGUCUAGUUUUAAUAUUCUUGGUGUGCAAUCUGUUAAUAAAACCACUUGACUGAU